AUGCGGAGGUUUGCCGCAGUGGCCCAGGAAGGCGCGUGCCUGGCAGAGGCCCUGCCUCGGCGCACUGAGAGGUUCAUCCAUGCGGACCUUCUGCAGCACCUGCGGUACGCCGCGGCCACCAAGCGGUGCGCGAUGCGAAUCGCAUUCGGAGGGAAGGCUCGAGCCCCUCUUUUGACCAUGGAGUGCAAUGGUCUGCCUUGCUCGGAGAGUGUGGACGCCAUACGGAUGGCCCCCGAGCAUUUGGCAGCCUUUACUCUUCCGGAGGCGUGGGGCUUUCAGGCAGACGGGGAAGAUGUCUUAGUGAAGCUCAGCUCUGGAUUGCUGGAGCGGCGUCUCCACGAGCACGUGGACUUCUCCCUCGAGGAGCAGAGAUCACUGCAGAAGCUGCGGCAAGAGGCGCAACGCACUGGCAAACGCUUCAGCCCGGAGGUGUGCCGUGAGGCGUCCCGGUACUUAAGCGCCACGCGGAACAACCACGAGAGGGCCCUCGGCUUGAUGGAGGCCACGGACAAAUGGCGCAAGACCUACUUCAAGGAUGGCCCGCUGCGCUCCGAAGACAUAGCAGAAGAUAUCUCGCACGGCUUCGCCUACUUCGGGGGCCGAGACAAAGCGCUGCGGCCCGCGCUCAUCUUUCGUGCUUCUAGGGUACCUGACCAGUGGCGGAGAGACUUCAACGUGGAUCGACUCUUACGAGUCCUGAUUUUCCUGAUGGAGGCCAUGUUGCAGUUCCUGCUGAUUCCGGGGAAGGUGGAAACCUCCUGCUUGAUCAUCGAUCUACGGGAUGUCGCCAUUAAGGACAUCCCCGUGUCGCUGCUGCGGGAGAUCCACCAGCUCUUCACGGCUUACUACCCCUGCCGAGGCUUCCGCUUCUACAUGUGCAACGUGCCCCGGAUGCUGAUGGCCAUGUCACAUGUUGCGAAGAGCCUCCUCACCGAGAGACAGAAGCUGAAAGUGAAGGUGCUGGGCGAUGUGUCCGAGCUCCUAGAGGACUUUGCUCCGCACCAGCUUGAAACGGACCUAGGCGGCAGCAAGCCGUUGGCCAGGGCCUUCAUACCCUUCCCCCUGGCCCCAGGGCCCUUCGAGCCGGGCUCCAGCCCCCGCCUCGGGGCCGUGGAGAACCUGCACCGCUUCACCUGGAAGGAGGCGCUGGAGCUGUUGGAGAGCAAGCAAAAAGCCGAGAACGAGGUCGCAAGCCCGAGCAGUGAAGAGACACGACCCGCUCGGAGUGCCAGCGACCGGCUCACCUCGCACUCGCGCUCGCCGGAUUCCUUUGAGCUCUACCCGUUCAGGGAAGGUGACAUGGUGGAGGUAUGGAGCGUGUCCCAGCACGCAUGGAUGCCAGGCGUUGUGCAGGCGUUCUACGCGCAGAGCACGGUGGCCGAGGGCUUUCAGGUGCCCGCGGGCGCUCUAAAGGUCACUUUUUCCCGAGGAUGCAAAUGGAUACCACAAGAGCUGGUCGCGUCCAAUGUGCGGAGCGUUGCUAGCAGCCCGUAUUCGCCAACAUCGCCAAGCAUUUCGCAGCAAUGCAGGCAAAUCAGUGACCAGGGCCGGAUUCUGCUCAGCGCCUCCCUGGCCGAAGAUGCCAUGUCGCCACAGCCCCCCACGAGCUUCGACACGGUGGAGUGGCGUCAGAUCCGGCCACAGCUGGCUGAGGCGGUGCCACAGCUGCGGCCUGCAGAGCUGGCGCUGGCACUGCAGGGCCUGGCUGCGCUGAGAGGUGUGGAGCGUUCGUACCUGGAGCCUGUUCUCACUGCUGUCCAGCAGCUGGCUGGGUACAUGAGCGCGCAGAGCGUUGCGGACUCGUUGACCGCGCUGGCAGCAUUGCAGGCCGAGGAUGUCUCCAAAGGAGCAGUGGACGCCCUGAUAGCUGCAGGCUCCUGGCAACUGCACGAGUUGCAGACGCCCCAUGUGAUCGGCUGCCUUGAGGCGCUGAUGCACCUGGGACACCCGGAGCACUUGACGCAGGCCUUGCUGCAAGAGAUGCCCAGCGCCUGGCACCUGAGCACGGAGGAGCUUUUGCGCUGGCUCCGGGUUCAGAAGAUGGUGGCGCAGCGCUUCGGGUCCGAGAGGCCGCCUGACGAGACCCAGCCCUCCGGAGCGCCCGGCGUGAUGGCGCUUCUUGGCCAGGCGCUGGCAGAGGCGCGGGCCGUGCUGCGCAGCCGUCUGCGCGGGGAGCUGACGGGUGUCAGCCUGCUGGAAGCGUUCAUGCUAUGUGUUGAGUUGCAGCAGCUCCUGGACAAGCCACAGGAAGACAGGCUUUACCAGGGCAGCCUCUCGGCUUGCUUGCAAAUGACCGCUCAGCUUGACAGUGGGAGAGGCUUCGAGAGAUUGCUGCUGACAGAGCUGACCACCGUCUCGCCUGCGGUGGACCAUCUUCAGGGCAGCGAAUGCUGCAGGCUUGCUUCUGUGCUCGGCUUUACCGCUUUGAAGGAGGGAAGGACACUGCCACCGUACAUUGCCAAGCUUCUUCCAGCGCUGGUGGAGCGGCUUCUGGAUCAGUUGGAGCUGCUGCGAACUGAGGAGAUUGUGCAAGCCCUUUGGGCUUUGUCAGAACAUUUGCGCUACCGCGACGACUACUGCGCUGAUUGCUUUGCAGACGCCCUGAAGCGGCGGCUGCCGGUCCGCGAGGUGAUGGCGCUGCCGGCGCUGGCACGCCAGAGCCCGGUGUCCUUCUUGGACCUUCUGGCUGCAAUGCUGGAGGACCUUCUUGCCCGCCUGGGGGGCACAAUGCAGGACGCGGAGUUGGAGGAGCUCGCCUGCAGCCUGUGCUUGGACGCUCCAAGGAGUGAUGACCUGGCAAACGUGGCGCCCCAGCUCUGGCUGCAGCGCCUGAGAUGGCACUUGGGAGAGGCCGAGGCCGAGAGCCAGAGCUGGGCCUUGGACGGGGAGCUGCUUGAGUCGGCCUGUCGGAACUGGCACGAGCUGAGAGGGCGGAGAGAAAAAGCCUGUGGUGUCAUAUCCAUCGAGAUGGUUGGUGUGCGUCGGACCAAUACGUUGACCACGUUUUGCUGA
This is a messenger RNA of Effrenium voratum, 3012 nucleotides long. The record is from the annotation of a GenBank genome assembly. NCBI's taxonomy places the organism in Eukaryota, Dinophyceae, Suessiales, Symbiodiniaceae.